CUUUCGAUGUUGGUUCCAAGUCUAAAGUUGUCGGGUUUCAGCAUACCUUGCAUUGGUUUCGGAACAUAUAAGGUUUUACGUUACUCUAGAGCUACAGCUGGAUACCGACACAUUGACUGCGCCCAUUUGUAUCAGAACGAAGAAGCCAUUGGUGGUGUAUUAGAAUCCUGGAUUGAUGAUGGAAAACUCAAGCGAGAAGAUCUUUUUAUAACAUCCAAGGUACCCGACAUGGUUAAGAGCGCUUGUCUCAAGACCUUGGAGCGACUGAAACUGUCCUAUUUAGACCUCUAUCUCAUACACUGGACAAUCUUUGAUGACGUCAAAAUUGAAGUAACAUGGAAGAAUUUGGUGAAGGAUGGCUUGGUCCUUCACAUAGGGUUGUCAAACUUUAACGAAUCACAAGUUCAGCGCAUCGUCGACUGUGCUAGCAUCAAACCAGUUAUGCUACAGAUCGAAAGCAAUCCUCACUUCCCCAACCAAAAGCUGAUUGACUUUUCAAGAUCUAGAGGGAUCCUGUCCACUGGUUUUGCACCACUUGGCUCACCAUAUCUAGAAGUUAUUUGGAGUAGUCGACAGUUGCAUAGUAUGCCACAUCGCCUGAUCGACGAACCCGUAUUAACGAAAAUAGGCGAAAAAUAUGGUAAGACUACAGCUCAAGUAGCCCUCCGUCAUGGAAUCCAACGCGGUAUUUGCGUUGUGCCCAAAAGUCAAACACCAAAGAGAAUAAAGGAGAAUUUCCAGGUUUUCGACUUUGAAUUAACAGACGACGAGAUGAAGGAAAUCAACGCUCUCGGGCUGUACCAACGCCAAGUCCGCGCAAACCCGUAA
Molecule: messenger RNA, 828 nt
Organism: Hydatigera taeniaeformis
Lineage: Eukaryota; Metazoa; Platyhelminthes; Cestoda; Cyclophyllidea; Taeniidae
Source: the annotation of a GenBank genome assembly